CAUGCCGGACCCCGCCGAGUGCACCAUCAAAGUCAUGUGCAGAUUCAGACCGCUGAACAGCGCCGAGGUGUCCCGAGGAGACAAAUACAUCUCCAAGUUUAACGGCGAAGACUGCGUGCUGAUGGCGGGUAAACCUUAUUACUUUGACCGUGUGUUCCAGUCUGAUACCACUCAGGAACAAUUUUACAACGCUGUUGCUCAGAAGACUGUCAGAGAUGUCCUGGAGGGCUACAAUGGGACAAUAUUUGCUUAUGGGCAAACAUCGUCUGGUAAAACAUACACAAUGGAGGGGAAACUGCAUGACCCAGAAAUGAUGGGGAUCAUUCCCAGAAUAGUUCACGAUAUCUUCAAUUACAUUUACUCCAUGGAUGAGAACCUGGAGUUUCAUAUCAAAGUUUCAUAUUUUGAAAUCUAUUUGGACAAAAUCAGAGACCUAUUAGAUGUGUCAAAGACCAACCUUUCUGUGCAUGAGGACAAAAACAGGGUCCCAUAUGUCAAGGGAUGUACCGAUCGUUUUGUUUGUAGUCCCAAUGAGGUCAUGGAUGCCAUAGAUGAAGGAAAAAACAACAGACAUGUGGCUGUCACAAACAUGAAUGAACACAGUUCGAGGAGUCACAGCAUCUUUCUCAUCAACAUCAAGCAGGAAAACAUGCAGACUGGACAGAAAAUGACGGGAAAACUCUACCUCGUGGAUCUGGCAGGAAGUGAAAAAGUGGGUAAGACUGGAGCUGAGGGUACAGUGUUGGAUGAAGCUAAGAUGAUCAACAAAUCUCUGUCUUCACUGGGAAAUGUCAUUUCAGCUCUGGCAGAAGGCUCGGCUUAUGUACCAUACCGAGACAGUAAGAUGACUAGGAUCCUGCAGGACUCACUGGGAGGGAACUGUCGGACCACCAUGGUCAUCUGUUGCUCGCCUUCAUCUUUCAACGAUGCUGAGACCAGGUCCACGCUGUUGUUUGGACAGAGGGCCAAAACCAUUAAAAAAGUGAGUCUGAAUGUGGAACUGACAGCAGAGCAAUGGAAGAAAAAAUGGGAGAAGGAGAAAGAGAAAAACAAGACUCUGAAAAACACCGUCACAUGGUUGGAGAAUGAACUAAACCGCUGGAGGACUGGAGAGACUGUGCCAGUGGAGGAGCAGUUUGACAAAGAGAAGGCCAAAGCAGAGGUGCAGGCCCUGGACAAUGUGUUUAACAACAAGAAGUCAUCAGCUUCUCCAGCCCUCAGUGCACUUCCAGGCCUUCAGCUCACAGCCGCUGAGAAAGAAAAGUAUGAGGCAGAACUGGCCAAGCUCUAUAAAUCUCUGGAUGACAAGGAUGAUGAGAUCAACCAGCAGUCUCAGUUUGUGGAGAAACUGAAACAACAGAUGUUGGACCAAGAGGAGCUCUUGGCCUCCUCGCGCUGGGACCACGACAAUUUGCAGAAAGAGCUAAACCGGCUGCUAGCUGAGAAUGAAGCCUCCAAGGAAGAGGUCAAGGAGGUGCUGCAAGCCCUGGAGGAGCUGGCUGUCAACUACGACCAGAAGAGCCAAGAGAUCGAGGACAAAACAAAGGAAUUUGAGGCUCUCAGUGAGGAGCUCAAUGAGAAGUCUAGCUCUUUGGCUUCCAUCGACUCUGAGCUCCAGAAGCUUAAGGAGAUGACGAAUCACCAGAAGAAGAGAGUAAUGGAGAUGAUGUCGUCAUUACUCAAAGACCUGGCUGAAAUUGGCAUCAUUGUGGGAAGCAAUGACACAAAGCAACAAGAGAGUAGUGGUCUGAUUGAUGAAGAUUUCACUGCCGCCCGUCUCUACAUCAGUAAAAUGAAAUCAGAAGUGAAGACGAUGGUGAAGCACAACAAACAGCUUGAGAGCUCCCAGGCUGAGGUCAACCAGAAGAUGGAGGAGAAUGAGAAAGAGCUUUUCGCCUGCCAGCUCCGUAUUUCUCAGUAUGAAGCUAAAAUCAAGUCCCUGACAGACUGCCUGCAGAAUGUGGAGCAGAAGAAAAGACAGCUGGAGGAGAAUAUGGAUUUUCUCAAUGAGGAGAUAGUCAGGAUGAGGGCUCAAGAGAAUGUUAAUGCCAUGGAGAAGGAGAAUGAGAUCCAGUCUGCUAAUGAAGUCAAAGAAGCUGUGGAGAAGCAGAUCCAGACUCACAGAGAAACUCAUCAGAAGCAGAUCAGCAGCCUGAGAGACGAGCUGGACAACAAGGAGAAACUCAUCACAGAGCUGCAGGAUCUGAACCAGAAGAUCAUGCUCGAGCAGGAGAGGCUGAGAGUGGAGCAUGAGAAGCUCAAAACGUCCAACCAGGAUAAGAGUCGCAGACUGGAAGAACUCACUGUAAUGCAGGACAGGCAGGAGCAGGCCAGACAGGAUCUCAAGGGACUGGAGGAGACUGUGUCUCGGGAGCUGCAGACACUCCACAAUCUGAGGAGGCUUUUCGCCCAGAAUUUGUCCUCAAGAGUCAAGAAGAAAGCUGAGAUGAACUCAGACGGCACAGGAAUUAGCACUGCACAGAAACAAAAGAUCUGCUUUCUGGAGAACAACCUGGACCAGUUAACAAAAGUUCACAAACAGCUGGUACAGGACAAUGCAGACCUUCGCUGUGAAAUUCCCAAAUUGGAGAAGUGCCUGCGGACCACAGCUGAGCGGGUGAUGGCCCUAGAGGCAGCCCUGAAGGAGGCCAAAGAGAAUGCAGCUCGAGAUCGUAAACGCUACCAGCAGGAAGUGGACCGCAUCAAGGAAGCUGUCAAGCUAAAAAACACAGCCUCAAGAAACUCGGCUCAGAUUGCCAAGCCCAUCAGACCAGGUCAGCAACCUGUCAUCUCUGCCAUGAACAACAGUGUGAACAAGACCAACAUCCAAAACAACCAGCCUGCGGGAAUCAAGGGAGAGGGCAACAUCAAGCAUGAAAGCACAAAGUACUCUUCUAUCACUACUUUAUUACAGCUGAAUAAGUAUAGUUGA
Messenger RNA from Thalassophryne amazonica, 2932 nucleotides. Its product is annotated as kinesin-1 heavy chain-like. Gene Ontology annotation, molecular function: microtubule binding; microtubule motor activity; ATP binding. The record is from RefSeq and is a predicted model, not a curated record. Gene Ontology annotation, biological process: microtubule-based movement. NCBI's taxonomy places the organism in Eukaryota, Metazoa, Chordata, Actinopteri, Batrachoidiformes, Batrachoididae.